UAUAUAUAAACACACCCUCUCAACUCUCAUUCAUCAAUCAAACAAAAAAAACAAACCUCACCCCCAUGGAUUCCCUUCUCAUCACCCUCCUCAUCACGGCCGCCACGUCAGCCUACCUCAUCUGGUUCUUACUCCUCGCCCGGACCCUAUCCGGCCCGCCCGCCUGGCCCCUCGUGGGCAGCCUCCCCUACACCUUCCUGAACCGGCGCCGCUUCCACGACUGGAUCGCGGCCACCCUCCGCUCCACGGGCGGCGCCGCCACCUACCAAACAUGCACCAUCGCCGUCCCCUUCCUGGCCCGGCGCCAGGGGUUCUACACCGUGACGUGUCACCCCCAGAACAUCGAGCACAUCCUGCGGACCCGGUUCGACAACUACCCGAAGGGCCCCACGUGGCAGACCGCCUUCCACGACCUCCUCGGGCAGGGCAUCUUCAACAGCGACGGGGACACGUGGCUCAUCCAGAGGAAGACCGCGGCGCUGGAGUUCACGACGCGGACGCUCAGGCAGGCCAUGGCCCGGUGGGUCAGCCGGACUAUCCGGACCAGGCUUUGGGUCAUACUUGAGAAGGCGGCAAAGGAGCGGAGAGCCGUUGAUUUGCAGGAUCUGUUGCUGAGGCUCACGUUUGAUAAUAUAUGUGGCCUUACGUUUGGGAAGGAUCCAGAGACUUUGUCGCCGGAGAUGCCCGAGAAUCCGUUUGCUGUGGCGUUUGAUUCUGCUACGGAGGCGACGUUGCAGAGAUUGCUUUAUCCUGGCUUUUUGUGGAAGUUGAAGAAGCUUUUUGAUACCGGAGCCGAGAGGAGGCUUAGUAGGAGCUUACAGGUGGUGGAAAGGUACAUGUCGGAAGCCCUAGACGCGCGAAAGGAGAGGCCAUCCGACGACCUCCUCUCCCGAUUCAUGAAGAAGAAAGACGCCGACGGCAACCACUUCCAGAGCUCCGUCCUCAAACGCAUCGCCCUCAACUUCGUCCUGGCCGGCCGCGACACCUCCUCGGUCGCCCUCAGCUGGUUCUUCUGGCUGGUGAUGAACCACCCCGCCGUGGAGGCCAACAUCAUCCGCGAGAUCUCCUCCGUCCUCUGCUCCACCCGCGGCACCGACCCUUCAAAGUGGACGGAGGAGCCGCUCACCUUCGACGAGGCCGACGCCCUCGUCUACCUCAAGGCCGCCCUCGCCGAGACGCUCCGCCUCUACCCCUCCGUGCCGGAGGACUUCAAGUACGUCGUCGCAGACGACGUCCUCCCCGACGGCACGGCGGUGCCGGCCGGAUCGACGGUGACGUACUCGAUCUACUCGGUGGGGAGGAUGAAGAGCAUUUGGGGAGAGGACUGCUUGGAUUUCAAGCCGGAGCGAUGGAUCUCCGCCGCGGGCGAUCGAUUCGAGGCGCCCAAGGAUGCGUAUAAGUUUGUGGCGUUCAACGCCGGGCCGAGGACGUGUUUGGGUAAGGAUUUGGCUUAUCUGCAGAUGAAGUCGGUGGCGGCGGCGGUGCUUCUCCGGUACCGGCUGGCGCUGGCGCCGGGGCACCGGGUGGAGCAGAAGAUCUCGUUGACGCUGUUCAUGAAGAACGGGCUGAGGGUGAAUCUGAUUCCGCGGGAGUUGGCGAGGCCGGCUGACGUGGCGGCUGCAGUGUCGGCCUAGGCGGUGGAAAUGGACAUUUUUAUGAUCGGAAAAUGGGGAAUUGGGGUGUGAAUUGGAGGGGCAUAGUUGUCAUUUGGUGAUUUGUGAAAUUGAAUGUAUGUGUUUAUUUGGGUUGUGUAUUUACGAUACUCUAUAUUAAUACAAAUUGUAUACUAUAGAGUGUAUUAAUGGAAAAGAACUUGUCUUUGUAUACAA
Salvia hispanica is the source of this 1829-nucleotide messenger RNA. It is a transcript of the gene CYP86A1, whose product is annotated as cytochrome P450, family 86, subfamily A, polypeptide 1. The record is from RefSeq and is a predicted model, not a curated record. Gene Ontology annotation, molecular function: heme binding; oxidoreductase activity, acting on paired donors, with incorporation or reduction of molecular oxygen; iron ion binding. NCBI's taxonomy places the organism in Eukaryota, Viridiplantae, Streptophyta, Magnoliopsida, Lamiales, Lamiaceae.